UAAAUAAUAGGAAACGAAUAAAAAAGUUAUUUAAUGAUUCGUUAUGUUUAAAAUUGUUUGCUAGAAAUAUUAUUUAUUUGUACAUACUGUAGUUUCAGAUCUGUUUUGCUAGUUUUACUUUAUUUUGUUUACAGAAAAUUUAAAAUAUGCCACAAUAUUUUCAAGUAUUAAAAUGUUAUAAGUGUUUUGUAUUUCAAGUACAUCAAAUGAAAAAAUCCAAUAAGUUUGAGUGUAAAUUAUGUGGAGAAAAGCAAUCAAUCAAGCGCCACUAUGGCCUAGGCACUGGUAAAGAAUGCAGGGUACACGUACAAAAACUUAAUAGUAUAAGGGGUGAAAUAAAUGAACUGAAAGAAUUACAUACCGAAAAUUUCGACAACGAUAAUGAAUUUGAAAAUUCAACAACUGUGCAUGAUAAUGAUACUGAUAAUGAUGCAUCUAUAAAAAGAGAAACCAAAUGGGCACAAUAUGUUAAUAAAGAACCUGUCGAAGUUAACAGUACUGAACCUAUGUAUCUUGGUGAUACUGAAGUAGUGUUAGAAGUGCCAAAGAAUGUUUCCAAAAAGAGAAAAAGAAUUCAUAAUAGAGAUAGAAUUAGUCCAAUAAAGUCACCUUUGAAUAAUUUUGAUGAGAUGGAUAAUGUUGGAUCAGGUGCAAAUGCAUUGUUUAGUAUGGAGUCUAAUAUUAAUAGAGAUUAUAUAGAAAGUGAUGAAAAUAAUGUUAAUAAUGAAAAUGAACAGACUACAAAGUUCUUAAGUUCAAAAAUCAAACGAUCGAAAUGGGGUCAGUAUAAUAAUGACAAUGCCUUGUUAUCAUUAGAAAAAUAUGAAAAACUAAAUUAUUCUCAAACUGGUGAAAAUGUUAAUGACAUAAAUACAUGUAGCCAAAAUGAGAAUUCCUUAUUAAAAUCAAAAAUAAAUUCUAUGGUAAACAGUGAUUGUGCUACUAAAAAUGUUCCAGUUAUUAAUAGGAAAUCUAAAUGGGCUCAGUAUAUAGAUGAAGAAGCAAAAAUAUUUGAAAAUUCUAACUUGUCUUUAUCUGAAAACAGCCAAAACAGAAACCAGGGCCUUUUCUCACUAUGUGAUGACAAUGAUUUGGAUUUUGUUUUAAAUGUUUGAUUUCAUUAUAAUAAUUUAAAUGUUUAAUUUCUCUACUAUAUUCAUUCCUAAUAAUGCAUAAAUACCUUUUGUUCCACAACAAUAA
This is a messenger RNA of Achroia grisella, 1200 nucleotides long. RefSeq names its product MRN complex-interacting protein. NCBI's taxonomy places the organism in Eukaryota, Metazoa, Arthropoda, Insecta, Lepidoptera, Pyralidae. Gene Ontology annotation, cellular component: nucleus. The record is from RefSeq and is a predicted model, not a curated record. Gene Ontology annotation, biological process: mitotic G2 DNA damage checkpoint signaling. Bases 147 to 1115 code for a protein of 322 amino acids. The transcript is spliced from 2 exons. Gene Ontology annotation, molecular function: chromatin binding.